ACCAAAUGGUAUGAAGUAUAAGAAGAGCAACUUAAAACAUAAAAAAAGAUGAUUAUUUUACACAACAAAGCAAUAUAUGAAAACAUUUGAAGCCGAUUCAGUAGGUAAAAUGUUACCCUCCAAAACCAAAACAACACAAAAAAUGUACAUGUAAUCCAAAUUAUAUCCAAAAGAAAAAAACCUAUUAAAUCUUUAAUAAUUUUUGCAUCGAGUAGAGAAAGAUAUCAAAAUCAUUGAAGUUUUUAUAUAUUUGAAAUCAACGGUCGGGAUGGAGAGGAGUCCUUCAUCACCAGCGGCGAACCACGUAGAGAUUAAGGUCCGACCACGCCGCGGGGACAACGUGGGUCAUCCUGCCCCGGUUGACACUUCCUCUCGGCCUUCGGCGACGCCGUUUCGGCUCACCGCCUCUUCCGGCGAGGACAAGCCAUUCAAGAGAUGGACCUCUUGGCUUGUUCCGUCGUUUGUGGUGGUCAACAUUGUCUUGUUUGCUGUCACCAUGUCCGUUAACGAUUGCCCCAAGAAUUCGACUUCUUGUUUGGCUCGAUUCUUGGGGCGAUUUUCCUUUCAGCCUCUGAAAGAAAACCCACUUCUGGGUCCCUCUGCUUCUGCAUUAGAAAAGAUGGGUGCUCUAGAAGUGGAUAAAGUGGUCCAUAAACACCAAGCAUGGCGCUUGAUCACUUGUGCUUGGUUACAUGCUGGAGUUUUCCAUUUACUUGCCAAUAUGUUAAGUCUUCUUUUCAUUGGUAUUCGACUUGAGCAAGAAUUUGGGUUUGUAAGGAUUGGAUUGCUUUAUAUCAUAUCUGGUUUUGGAGGCAGUUUGCUAUCAGCUCUUUUCAUUCAAAGUGGCAUAUCAGUUGGUGCCUCGGGUGCACUUUUUGGUUUACUAGGAGGUAUGCUUUCAGAGCUUAUUACAAAUUGGACUUUAUAUGCAAAUAAGUUGGCGGCAUUGGUGACUCUCAUUUUCAUCAUUGUGGUAAAUUUAGCUGUGGGAAUCCUCCCACAUGUUGACAACUUUGCUCAUAUUGGUGGAUUUUUGUCUGGAUUCCUGCUUGGAUUUAUAUUUUUAGUAAGGCCCCAGUACAGAUGGAUUAGCCAGAAAUUUACUUCCCAAGGCCGCACUGCUACUCCAAUUAAUAAACACAGGACAUAUCAGUAUGCUCUGUUGAUUUUUUCUCUGGUUCUUCUCAUUGUGGGAUUCAUUGUUGGGUUGAUUAUGCUCUUUCGAGGGGUUAAUGUAAAUCAGCGUUGUUCAUGGUGUCAUUAUCUUAGUUGUGUCCCUACUGCUCGAUGGAACUGCAACUCUCAAAAAGAAUUUUGCGAGACGAUCCAAUUCGGAAAUCAGAUGAAUAUGACAUGUGAAAGGAAUGGUAGAAGCAGCAUUUUUCAGUUAUCAGAUAAUAACCCUUCAAGGGCUCAGGUCCAGGAGUUCUGCCGUCAACUUUGCAGUUAGACAUCUUUUUAUUACCCCACAUAAUGCAAGGUUACUCACCUUAUCUCAUUCUUGUAAAUAAUUCAUUCUUAAAUAUCUGUAAACACCAUUUUUUCUUCUUUGUUUUCUGUAUCCAUAAGCAAUAAUUGGUUAUUUUUCACCGUUAAUCUUGCAAUGUGUUCAAAGUUCCUUCCAUCUAAA
Molecule: messenger RNA, 1630 nt
Organism: Cannabis sativa
Lineage: Eukaryota; Viridiplantae; Streptophyta; Magnoliopsida; Rosales; Cannabaceae
Product: RHOMBOID-like protein 2
Exons: 6
Coding region: 269-1450 (393 amino acids)
Biological process (GO): proteolysis
Cellular component (GO): membrane
Molecular function (GO): serine-type endopeptidase activity
Source: RefSeq, a predicted model, not a curated record